AUGGCCUUUGUCCCGGCCCCCGCGCGAAGCGCUUCCGUCGAUCCCGCAGUGGCGGCAGGUGCGGUGGUGGUUGCGACUGCUCCGAUGAGCGCCGAAGCGUUUGUCUUCAAGGGCAAGGAGUACUUUGAUGUCUUCUAUGGCAUCGAGCCGUUGGCGUGGGCCUUCUGUGGCUUCGUCAUCGUCUACUAUGGCGCGGUGGUGAAGAACGCGGCACAGAAGUGGCCUGAAAGGAUGAUGUGGUGCACCUUUUUUUGGGGGGGUGAAGAAGCGUUAAGUUUUAUGUAG
Messenger RNA from Durusdinium trenchii, 285 nucleotides. The record is from the annotation of a GenBank genome assembly. Lineage: Eukaryota; Dinophyceae; Suessiales; Symbiodiniaceae.